AUGGCGGUUUCCGGUUUCGAAGGCUUUGAAAAGCGCCUGGAGCUUCAGUUCUCCAGCCAUGAUCCGGUCAUCGGGAUUGGCCUCCGGCAGCUGGACUUCGAGUCUGUUGAGCAAGUUCUUCAGGAAGUACAAUGCACAGUUGUUUCUGCACUUGGAAACCAACACUUUGAUUCCUAUGUUCUUUCGGAAUCGUCACUUUUUGUUUACCCUACCAAGAUCAUCAUCAAAACCUGUGGCACCACCCAACUUUUGAAAUCGGUUCGACCCUUUAUCCAUCAUGCCACCACCCUCAACCUCCAUAUCAUGGAGCUCCGGUAUACCCGUGGAAGCUUCAUCUUCCCACAAGCUCAACCCCAUCCUCACACAAGCUCCCAAGAAGAAGUUGUGUAUUUGGAAGAUAACAUACCCUCAAGCCUGUGUUACAGAAAGGCUUCUGUCAUUCCUUCCAAUCUCACUUCCCACUCAUGGCAUGUGUUUUCCGCCGGAGCUGUUGAAUAUUCCGAUAACCUGCACCCACUGGAUUUAUACACCGUCGAGGUGUGCAUGACGGAUCUUGACCAAACCCUAGCCCGCAAGUUUUUCCGGAAUCCAAACGACGGAAAAAAUGGCGACUCAGCUGGAAGAGAGAUGACGGAGAUAACCGGAAUCAACCGGAUUAACCUGAAUGCGCAGAUAUGUGAUUUUGCUUUCGACCCAUGUGGCUACUCCAUGAACGGAAUCGACGGCGACCGUUACUCGACUAUUCACGUGACGCCGGAGGAUGGUUUCAGCUACGCAAGCUUCGAGUGCGUUGGAUCCAUUUACAACGAUGACAUGGCCGACAUGGUGAAGAAGGCCGUCAAAGUGUUCGGGCCAGGAACGGUGUCGGUGGCCACCACCGCCGCCAGCCACGACAUGUGUACACGUAUCAAGGCUGCAGUGGAGCAACUUGGAAUGAAAUGCCGGAGUUACAGUAUGGAUGAGUUCCCUGCCGCCGGGACGGUGGUGUUUCAAACGUUCACAACUCGCCGGAAUAGAAUAUAA
Molecule: messenger RNA, 1023 nt
Organism: Cynara cardunculus var. scolymus (artichoke)
Lineage: Eukaryota; Viridiplantae; Streptophyta; Magnoliopsida; Asterales; Asteraceae
Product: S-adenosylmethionine decarboxylase proenzyme 4
Exons: 1
Coding region: 1-1023 (340 amino acids)
Biological process (GO): spermine biosynthetic process; spermidine biosynthetic process
Cellular component (GO): cytosol
Molecular function (GO): adenosylmethionine decarboxylase activity
Source: RefSeq, a predicted model, not a curated record